Messenger RNA from Culex quinquefasciatus (southern house mosquito), 1695 nucleotides. Its product is annotated as ornithine aminotransferase, mitochondrial. NCBI's taxonomy places the organism in Eukaryota, Metazoa, Arthropoda, Insecta, Diptera, Culicidae. The transcript has 2 exons. The record is from RefSeq and is a predicted model, not a curated record. Gene Ontology annotation, cellular component: cytoplasm. The coding region runs from base 75 to 1502 and encodes 475 amino acids. Gene Ontology annotation, molecular function: L-ornithine transaminase activity; pyridoxal phosphate binding; identical protein binding.
CCUUAACGGAUCAUCAGUCGACCUUUAAAUUUGAACUAAUCCAGGCGUGUGUCCCAAAGCUCCGCGUACAGAGAAUGAUCAAGAAUAGCACCGAAGUGGUCCAGCUGCUGAGGCAGAUCAACAAACGCCAGCUGGCGAACCUCACCGGCCAGACGAUGUGCCGGUCCGCAAACUUUACCCGGAACCGGUUGGCCUCGACGAUGGCCGGUGGACAAAAUGCCAAGAUGUCGACCGCUGCCAAGCCGGAAUACGCGGUGGACCAGAUCGCGCUCAAGAGCAGUCAGGGUGCACCGACGCAGGCCGUGUUCGAUCGGGAGGACAAGUUCGGAGCGCACAACUACAAGCCGAUUCCGGUGGCGUUGGCACGUGGCGAGGGAGUGUUCGUGUGGGACGUAGAGGGCAAGCGGUAUUACGACUUCCUGAGCGCGUACUCGGCGGUUAGUCAGGGCCACUGCCAUCCGAGGAUCGUCCAGGCGCUGACGGAUCAGGCCAAGACACUGGCGCUGACCUCGAGGGCGUUCUACUCGAAUGUGCUGGGCGAGUACGAGGAGUUCGUGACGAAGCUGUUCGGAUAUGACAAGGUGUUGCCCAUGAACACCGGGAAUGAGGGCGGUGAGACGGCCUGUAAGAUUGCUCGCCAGUGGGGCUACAAGGUGAAGAAGAUUCCGGAGAAUCAGGCCAAGAUCAUCUUCGCCGAGGGUAAUUACUGGGGUGGCACCCUGGCAGCCAUUUCGAUCUCGAGCGAACCGAGUGCAUUCAAGGGAUUCGGGCCGUACAUGCGUGGAUUCGAUGCGAUUCCGUACAACGACACAGCCGCGCUGGAGAAGGCCCUCCAGGAUCCGAACGUGUGCGCCUUCUUCGUGGAACCGAUCCAGGGUGAAGCCGGAGUGGUCGUCCCGGACGAGGGAUACCUGACCAAGGUCCGCGAGCUGUGCACCAAGUACAACGUCCUGUUCAUCGCCGACGAGGUCCAGACCGGACUCGCUCGAACCGGUAAAAUGCUGUGCAUCGACCACGAAGGCGUCCGACCCGACAUGGUCAUCCUCGGAAAAGCCCUCUCCGGUGGAUUCUACCCCGUCUCAGCCAUUCUCGCGAACGACCCCGUCAUGUUGUGCCUCGAACGCGGCACUCACGGAUCAACCUACGGCGGAAACCCGCUCGGCUGCAAGGUCGCCAUGACCGCGCUCCAAGUCCUAAUCGACGAAAAGCUCGCCGAAAACGCAGACCGCAUGGGCAAGAAGCUGCGCGCAUCGCUGGCCGAUCUGCCCAAGGACGUCGUGUCGGUUGUUCGCGGCAAAGGUCUCCUCAACGCGAUCGUGAUCAAUCCCAAGUAUGACGCGUGGGAAGUGUGUCUCCGGUUAAGGAACAACGGACUGCUGGCCAAGUCGACCCACGGAGAUAUUAUCCGGUUUGCGCCGCCGCUCACGAUCACCGAGGAGCAGAUGGACGAGUGUCUGCGGAUCAUCAAGGGAACGAUCAUGUCGUUUGCGCAGGGAUUGUAAGGGGAGGAGAGGUGUUGUUGUUCCGCAUUGCUGUGCAAUACGAGCAAAGUGUAUAAAAUUGAGUAAGCGUGUUUCAAAUGGAUAUCGUACCAUAUUUAGCAUUUAGUUUAAUUGUUGUUGUGGACAAAUGAUCCAAAUUUUAAUAUUCUAAGCUUACCAAAUAAAAGUCUUGAUUGUUUGCCGUUAUAUUCAA